CCGCACCCUCCUACGUAGACGACGUCUUUAAACUAUUUGAGGUACUGUGGUUCGACUGAAUGAGGCCAAGGGAUCGAACACCGCGAAAAGGCCUGAGUAUGGAGGGUGUUUGUGAAGUGAGGUGCAACAUAAGAAAGGGAGUGUGUACAUUAGGCCGUAGAGGGUGCAUAAGGAUCGAAACAAGGGGGAAGUGACAACAACUGGAAAAUGGGAGGGGGGUAGAAUUGAACGUGUAUGAGUUGGGGAUAGCGACAAGAACCAUUGUACGAUAAGUAGGGAGGGUUGAAAGACUUAAACACGAAAGGCAUGGAAUCUCGGCGGGUGCAGCGAUCGGACUAAGAAAGCAGGAAAGGAGACAUUGCGAGAUGGCCCGGCGAAUGACGUUUUGGGUGGAUAGACCUCGCGGGAUCCUGCCACCAAGAAUAUCAGAGGGCAGGGUCGAAAUAAGCCUGCCGGCAAGAAAUACGGUAGGCAAUCCGGUAAUGGACUGGGUGGGGGUAGAGUUGGUGGAAGAUACGGUGUACCUAGUAGUGAAGCUGGAAUGGCGGGCGAGAGGGGAGUUUGGGGGCGUAGACUUGAACCGCUCAGGGCGUGUACAUGCGACAAGAUCCUUACACCUGUCGGAAGAGGGAUGGCGGACCUUUGGGAUUGCUUUGGUUUCCGGGGAUGACCUCGUGCGAAUGUUCGAAGGGGCAUGGCAAGCGACCUGGCGGGAGGGGUUUGAGUUUGCAGAUCCGGAACGAGAUGAUAUGACGACUAAGGUAAAAGUCGUCGCGGCAGAGGUUUUUGAGCUGACAAAUGAGGUCGUACGAAUGAGUCUACCACCCUUCCUGCUAAGACGAAUGGGAGGCAUAGAACGCGUGGAGCAGGCGGUGACUGCCGUAACUAGGCUAAAUUUUGACGAAGCAUUAAGGUAUCGAGAAUACUAUCGGACCUUCCUAGAGAUGGGGCCUUUCGGGGACGAACAAGGGCGCAAGGUGCUUUGCAUUCUAAGAGUUACGGUAAAUACUAGGCCAGGAUUCCCACAAAUAAGCGAUGAGAGCGAUGAGACCAUGUGGAGAGUCAUCCGGCGAGAGUUACUAGGAACCAUGGUGUCGGUGUCUUUUCAGACCAUGCUGCAAGCUAGCCCUAGGUUGCUCAAAGGGCUCAGACAACUGUUGACUCGGAGGCGAGUAGAAAUAGGCGACAACCCCGAAUUACCAGAAGGGGAGAGGGAGGAGGAAGCUCCGCAAGAAGUGGCUAACCUUCAGAAAAGUCACGGGGACUUGGAGGAUCUCGAAAAAGCCUUUGCAGACAUUCGUUUGAGCUUGCCCGACCGGGAGGGCGGCGAAAUCAUGAGGUCACCACCCGGGACAAAGCUUAGCUUUCACGCACUGCCCAUAGGGAAACUGAAAAUCCAGAUCGGGGGUCAUCAUACCGACGCAUUAGUAGACGGGGGAGCAAAGAUCACUCUCAUAAGAAGAGAUUUCACAACGAUCAUGGGAUGUACGGUUAACAAGGAAGUAACAGGGAGCAUCCGGGGGGCUGGUGGAAAAAUCCUGUUUGCUGGGUACGUCACGAAGUAUGCCGUGAAGGCAGGGGUCAGGGAAUCAAUCUGGUCAUUUCAGCGGAUGACCGUAAUAGAGGAAAUGGACCACGACAUAAUCCUCGGGAGACCGUGGUGCGCGAACGUAAAGAUGAUAGGCAUGCACUUGCACCAUGGCUCGUACAUGGUAGACAUAGAGGACCCUGUGACCGGUCGGGGAGAGCUCCUCCGACUCCUUGGAACAGGAGGAAACCCCCCGAGGGGGAAAUUGGCAACAUGGUCGCCGUCGUUCGAGGAUAGCACGCGAAAAGGGGUUUUCACACGGAUGGAGGGUAUGAGAGAAAGGGUAGAAAUCAUGAUUGAGGAAGCAUUCAACAAGAAGGAGUGGAUCAAGAUGGGUCUGCCCCAGAAGAAGAGGAGGCAGGAGGACGAAGUCCUAGGUGUUAUGGUAGCGGAAAAGGAGUCAGAGGUCGAACUUGAUGCUAGCCUGCCCAAACGGAAAGAAGUACGCAUAGACGUGUCGAAAAUCGCACUCGAGAUCCCCGAUCUAUUGCAACUCAUCAAGGCCUUCAGAUACCACAAGGUAGGAGUGGAUUCGGCAGCCUUGGCCAAGUUCGAAAGAAAGGUGCAAAAGAGAUAUUGCCUGAAUGGGAAACUAGUUAGAGAAGUAACAGACCUCCUCCGAGCGAAGAUGGACUCCUUCGUUGCGGAGCCUACGACAUCACCAUACGCAAAUCGGUGGUUCGUCUUUCGGAAGCUUAACAAGACACUAAGGUGGAUUCAGGACCUUCAGAAGUUGAAUGCGGUAACCAUCCGGGAUGCUGGCUCGCUACCUCAGGCUGACUUAUUAGCAGAACCGCACGCCGGUCGGAGCAUUUACUCCCUGAUAGAUCUGUACUCAGGGUACGACCAGCUUCCAUUGGAUGUUCGGGACAGGCCAUACACCGCUAUGCACACCUCCGUAGGCCAGCUACAGAUGCAAGUGACACCUAUGGGAUUCACAAACGCGGUGGCCGAAGCGCAACGCAGGAUGCUCGUCGUGGUCGGGGACAUGUUCCCAGAAAAAUGUGAACCUUACAUCGAUGACAAUCCGAGCAAAGGCGUGCAGGAAAAGGACGAGACGGAAGUCCAGCCAGAGAUCCGACGUUUUGUGCGGGACCACUUGCAGGACAUCAAGGACUUACUCCAUCGGUUCCUAGUAUACAACAUUACGGCUAGUGGACCAAAGAGUAUCCUAGCAGUACCAAAGGUAACUAUACUAGGAUUUCGUUGCGGUGCUUACGGCAGGAAGCCGGAUCCGGCAAAGACCGACAAGAUAUCACAGUGGCCGACACCACUGCGCACGACGACGGAGGUAAGGGCAUUCCUACGCGUAGUCGGCUUUUGGAGGAUUUUCAUUAAGAACUUUGCACAGAUUGCUGAGCCUAUCCGGGCUAUGAUCAGGGAAGAAGGAACCAUGGAUUGGACGGAGGAGCGAGAAAGAGUUGUCCAAAGGCUCAAGGACAUAUUGACAUAUGAGACAGUCGCCCUAUCCGCGCCUUGUUUUAAUGACGAAGUGGGACGACCCUUCAUCCUAGAGACGGAUGGAGGACCUUCGGCCGUAGGAGGUUUGUUGAUUCAAAGGGAUGAGGGAGGAAAAGAGAGGCUGAUUAGGUUCGAAAGUAGAACCCUGAACUCCGCAGAACAGCGGUACUCGCAAUUUAAGAAGGAAGUCAUAGCCAUCCUGCAUUGCCUUAAGACCUUCCAGGCCUACCUAUUUGGGAGGCGGUUCAUCUUAAGGAUCGAUCCGACGAAUGUCGCAGGGGCUCUAAAGAAUUACAGGCCUAUAGAUCCGACGGUAGGGAGAUGGGUAGGAUUCAUCUGGCAGUUCGAUUACAAGAUCGAAUGGAUUGCUGGAAUCCGCAACAAGGCAGAUGGGCUGAAUCGGGUUUGCAACACUCCCAAAGGGAUGGACGAUGCAGAGCCCAUAGACGCCUUCCUCGAAUACGAAGGAGGGACUCUCGCGGUGGAUAACGAAAUGAUGAGCGAGGGAUGCACAUCGGAAGAACUAUUGAUCCAGACUUUGGAGAAGAGGGCACCUGCCGUAGUAGCAGAACUUAGGGAAGGACCAGCUACCACUCGAGGACGCAGAGAAGAAAAGGACUCAUGGGGAGCGAUAGUAGGACCGAAAGAGGAACUAAUGGCAAUGGCGGUCGAGGGAGGCCGGAAAGCAGUGAUGAGCUUAGUGGAAUCUUGGGAAAGGAAAGAGUUGCAAUGGGUGGUAAACCAGAUGCAGGAAGGAAAGGAUGGGGGCCAGGAAGGGAAGGAGUUUUUCUAUGUCCAAUCAUACGAAGGGUUUUUUCGGGAGGUCGGACUGAUGUUGGUACGAAACAAACAACCUAUGGAAGUUAGUAUUAAAGCAAGAGAAGAAGCCGAAAGGUAUAUGUUGGAUGCGCGAGACAACCUGAGCGGGUUCGUGGAGGCAGUCGCCUCCAAGAAAAAGACAGGGAGGAGUGUGGCGGACUGGAUAGAAGACUUCUACUUGAGACAUCCGUUCGUCAGGAGGUUUAUAGCACACAAUCGGACGAAAUUUGUGAACCAAGAAGUAUUGGGGAUGCUUAAGAGACUUUGCGUACCGAUCAAACUCAUCGAGCCGUAUCACCCUGAGGCCAAUGCACCUGUGGAAAGGGGGCACCGAACCUUGAAGAACACGAUUGCAAAACUCGCAGCAGACCAUCUGGGAAACUAGCCUAGGUAUCUUAAGCAGGUUGUCUUUGCAGAGAAUAUGACUCCUAAAAGGACAACAAGAUGUAUCCCGGUAGAGCUUUGGUACGGAAGAGAGAUCGACUUUCCUGUGGAAGCCUUGGUACCUACCUGGAAUAGGUUAGAUGAUGAUCCGCAAAUGACCAUUGAAGAGUUAAUCGAGGCAAGAUGUCAACAAAUCCUUAAGAAUGAG
Molecule: messenger RNA, 4460 nt
Organism: Chara braunii
Lineage: Eukaryota; Viridiplantae; Streptophyta; Charophyceae; Charales; Characeae
Source: the annotation of a GenBank genome assembly